AUGUCGACGGCUUCUCCCCUUCACCACGGCCACGGCAACGGGAGCUACGGCACCAAUUCGCCUGCUCCCACUGGCGUCACCGGCCGCGAUGCCGGCGUAGCGGCUGCCGCUGUCACUGACUCGGCUGUUCGUUCCGGCUCGGUCGGUGCCUCCGCCUCCGGCAGCGCCCCCGGCUCUGCCUCUGGAUCCCUGUACGGCGAGGGCCACGCUCAUCACAACACCCACCACCACCACUCGGGUCACCACGCUCACUCGCACGGCGCUCUGGCUAGCCCCGUCAACGGCGGCGGACACAGCUCGAGCUGGUCCCCCUACGGAUACCCCUCGGCUCCCGUGUACGGAGGCAGUCCUAGCCCCUAUGGCCACAACGCCUACUCGCAGUACGCCAGCGGCUACGGCUACACCAACGGCACCACCCACCACGUCGCCACUGCCCCGACCACCCCUGCUGCCAACGGCACCACCUACCACACCGGUGUCAACGGCAUGAUGAUGCACCACGGCCAGCACGCUGGCUACGGAUACGGCAGCCACCAUCUCGGAUCGCACACGCCCACCCACAAUCAUAGCCACUCGUCCGCCUACUUUAUGAACGGUGAUGGCUCCCACAGCCACCUCAACGGCUCCACCCACCUCUCGUCGCCAUCGUACACCUCGGCGCCCCAGUACUCGACCCAGCUGCCCCUCGCCGGCCGACACCGUGUCACCACCACCCUGUGGGAGGACGAGGGCACGCUCUGCUUCCAGGUGGACGCUCGCGGCGUCUGCGUGGCCCGAAGGCACGACAACAACAUGAUCAACGGCACCAAGCUCUUGAACGUUUGCGGCAUGUCGCGCGGCAAGCGUGACGGCAUCCUCAAGAACGAGAAGGAGCGCAUCGUCGUCAAGGUCGGCGCCAUGCACCUCAAAGGUGUCUGGAUCUCGUUUGCGCGUGCCAAGCAGCUCGCCGAGCAGAACGGCAUCGCCGACGCGCUCUACCCGCUCUUUGAGCCCAACAUUCAGUCGUUCCUCUACCACCCGGACAACUACCCGCGCACCGCGGCUGUGAUUGCCGCCGCUCAGGAGCGCCAGGCCCAGCGACAGCGCGCUCCGGGCCUCCCCAGCCCUGGUGCUAACGGCGCCUCGCAGGCGCCUCCUCUGAUGCGAGCCAACACCACCCCUUCCAACGGCGACACGUCGGGGUUUGGUAGCGGGCUGAGCAGCAGCACGAGCUGGACUGGCUCGCACGACCAGGGCCACGCCUCGGCUCCCACCACGACUCAGCCCUCGCCCUCGUCGAUGCACAACGGCGCCACUCAGAUGCACAUGAGCCUCUCGAGCCACGGCACCUCGUCGCCCACCUAUUCGCAGCAACAGCAGCAGCAGCAGCAGUACCCGAUCACGCAGGCACAGCAGCUCGCGCGACCCGGAGUCGGCGACCGACGCCAGUCGGCGCCCAUCUCGCUCAACAGCGUCAACGGACACGCGGGCGACAACGCGUACGGCGCUGCCAACCUGGGUGCUGCUACCGCCAACGGAGGCCUGAUCAACGGCGCACGCAAAGUGUCGGGUCUUAAGCGCUCGUGGAACGACGCCGAGGACCUCAACGGUUCCGCCACCGCCUCGCCUUCGGACCGCGACAUGCAGCGAAGCGGAAGCGGCGCGUCCACCGGCUACAAGCUCGAGGGCGACGACUCGAACAGCCCCGACACGUCGGCUGAUCGCAUGGCCAAGAAGAACAAGGCGAUGCCGCAGCGCACUGCUGCCAUGCCUUCGAUGUCUGGCAACAUGCUGAUGGGCGUCGGCUCUGGCAACGGCCUUCACCACGAGUAG
This is a messenger RNA of Moesziomyces antarcticus, 1812 nucleotides long. RefSeq lists its product as uncharacterized. The transcript has a single exon. Gene Ontology annotation, biological process: positive regulation of transcription by RNA polymerase II. Gene Ontology annotation, molecular function: sequence-specific DNA binding; DNA-binding transcription factor activity. The coding region runs from base 1 to 1812 and encodes 603 amino acids. Gene Ontology annotation, cellular component: nucleus. NCBI's taxonomy places the organism in Eukaryota, Fungi, Basidiomycota, Ustilaginomycetes, Ustilaginales, Ustilaginaceae. The record is from RefSeq and is a predicted model, not a curated record.